Diospyros lotus (date-plum) is the source of this 1711-nucleotide messenger RNA. RefSeq lists its product as uncharacterized. The coding region runs from base 31 to 1461 and encodes 476 amino acids. The record is from RefSeq and is a predicted model, not a curated record. Lineage: Eukaryota; Viridiplantae; Streptophyta; Magnoliopsida; Ericales; Ebenaceae. The transcript has 5 exons.
GAGAGAAAGAGAGAGAAAGUGAAAAGGAAAAUGAAAGGAAAAAGGGGGAGAGUGGUCCCUCUUGGCCUGAGAUGCCUCCCGAAAAACCGAGACUCUGGUCUAUUUCACAUAUCAAGCAAUAAUGCAAACCUCCCAUGCGUGAAAGCUCUCUCUCACUUACUAUUCUCUCUCUCUCAGAGAAAAGUUCAAUCUUCUGGAAAUAAAUUUGAAAAAAAGCAAGCAAAGAUAGAUUUUUUGAGUUCCAAUUCUGUGAAAAGAAACGAAACGAAACAGUUCGUUUUCAUCAAAAAGAGGGUUAAAUUGUAUACUGGAGAGAGAGAGAGAGAGAGAGAGGGGGGGUGGGGGGGAGAGAGAGAGAUGGGUGGGGUGACGUCAUCAAUGGCGGCCAAGUUCGCCUUCUUUCCGCCGAACCCGCCGUCGUACAAGCUGGUCACCGACGGCCUGACGGGGCUUCUGCUCCUUAGUCCCUUCCCCCACCGCGAAAACGUGGAGAUCCUGAAGCUGGCCACUCGUCGCGGCACGGAGGUAGUGGCGGUGUACAUACGGCACCCCAUGGCCACCUCCACGCUCCUGUACUCGCACGGCAACGCCGCCGAUCUGGGCCAAAUGUACGAACUCUUCAUCGAAUUGAGCAUCCACUUGAAAGUUAAUCUCAUCGGGUAUGACUAUUCUGGGUAUGGACAGUCUUCUGGAAAGCCAAGUGAACAUAAUACAUAUGCAGAUAUUGAAGCAGUCUAUAAAUUUCUCGAGGAGAGCUAUGGUGCGAAGCAGGAGGAUAUCAUCCUUUAUGGCCAAUCUGUUGGCAGUGGACCCACUUUGGAUCUUGCAGCUCGUCUCCCUCAAUUGAGAGCUGUUGUUCUGCAUAGUCCUAUACUUUCAGGCUUACGAGUCAUGUAUCCUGUGAAACGUACAUACUGGUUUGACAUCUAUAAAAACAUUGACAAAAUCCCGUUGGUUAAAUGUCCGGUGCUGAUCAUUCAUGGAACUGCAGACGAGGUUGUAGACUGGUGUCAUGGCAAGCAACUCUGGGAGCUGUGCAAAGAGAAAUACGAGCCACUGUGGCUCAAAGGAGGCAACCACUGUGAUUUGGAGUUGUAUCCAGAGUAUAUCAGGCAUCUGAGGAAAUUCAUAUCAACUGUGGAGAAAUCACCUUCCCAGAGACACUCUUCUAGGAGGAGCACAGACCAGUUUGAGCAGCCGAGGAGGAGCACUGAUGUCUUUGAGGCUUCAAGGAAGAGUACUGACAGGAGAGAGAAGCCGAGGCACAGCACCGACAGGCCUGAGAAACUGAAAAACCAAUCGAACAAUGCCGAGAAGCUCGAGAAACUAAGAAUCUCUUUUGACCAACUGGAAAGGUCUCGGAGGAGCGUGGAUUGCAUUGAGAAAUCAAGGAAAAGCAUCGAUCAUCUAGAAAAGGGUCGGAAGAGUGUUGAUCGACUGGAUAGAAUAAGAACUGGGUAAUUUUGUCUACAGCAAUUGUAAAAUUUAUCCAUGGGGUGUGGCGUGGGGGGGAAAGUUCAUGCUUUUUCUUCUUUUUCAUUUCCUCUCUUUUCCCUUAAUUUAUGAUCCUCUGGCAUUGUAGUUGGCUUGUGGAAGCUCUACAACUAAAGCAUAAAAAUGAAGGGUGUGGUGUCAUUAAUAUUGGGAUUCUUUCUCAUGUAUUAUUGGUCUUUGUCUGAGGCCACUCUAGCUUUUACAUUGUUUGGUUACA